Messenger RNA from Oryzias melastigma (Indian medaka), 2494 nucleotides. It is a transcript of the gene cybb, whose product is annotated as cytochrome b-245 heavy chain. The record is from RefSeq and is a predicted model, not a curated record. The transcript is spliced from 13 exons. Lineage: Eukaryota; Metazoa; Chordata; Actinopteri; Beloniformes; Adrianichthyidae. Bases 298 to 1995 code for a protein of 565 amino acids. Gene Ontology annotation, biological process: defense response; superoxide anion generation. Gene Ontology annotation, cellular component: plasma membrane; NADPH oxidase complex. Gene Ontology annotation, molecular function: superoxide-generating NAD(P)H oxidase activity.
GUCCUCCAUCAUUAGAAAAAUCCCCCCAAAAAUGUUAAAAACAAAAAAAACACAAUUUUCACUGCACUAUUUGAUUACUUUUUGCUGUUUUUUUUAGAUAUUAGGUGAAUCUGGAGUGUUUGGUGCUGUUGUUCUCAUAAAAAAAAAUAAAAAAAUCUGCUGGUGAAACCAUCUGCCCUCACUUAGAAGAGUCACCAACAACCACUUCCUCUCUGCAGACACAGAAAGGUAUAAAGAGGCGCCCUUGGCCUCUCUACUGUCUGCUUCCAGGCUUCCCUUUCACAAGCGCUCUUCACUAUGGGGAACUUUGUCGCCAACGAGGGGCUCUCCAUCUUCGUCAUCCUGGUGUGGCUCGGCAUCAACGCGUACCUGUUCGUCCAGUUCUACAUGAACUUCCUGGUGGAGAGGUGGUUCUACACGCGGGUGUUGCUGGGGCACGCCCUUUCAUGGGCCAGGGCCCCUGCUGCCUGCCUCAACUUCAACUGCAUGCUCAUUCUGCUGCCCGUCUGCAGAAACCUGCUCUCCUUCCUCCGAGGCUCCAUCCAGUGUUGCAGUAGAACAGCAGCUCGUCAACUCGACCGCAAUAUCACUUUUCACAAGUUGGUGGCGUACAUGAUUGCCUUCCAUACAGCCGUGCACAUCAUUGCACACUUGUUCAACUUUGAGUAUUUCAUGGAUGCGCAACUGAAUCGCAACAGCAGCCAUUUACCCUUCAUUCUGUCUGAAAUCGGGGAUAACGAGAACGUGUCCUUCCUGAACCCAAUCAGGAGCAACGAAACGAGCCCCACUAUCGUCAUGUUCACCACCAUUGCCGGCCUGACGGGUGUGGUCAUUACCCUGGCUCUCAUCCUCAUCAUCACAUCCUCCAUGGAAGUCAUCCGCAGGUCCUACUUCGAGGUCUUCUGGUACACCCACCAUCUGUUCGUCAUCUUCUUCAUCGGUUUGGUGUUCCACGGCUUUGGACGUAUUGUUCGAGGACAAACUUUGGGAAGUCUCAAUAGAAACAAGCCUGACACCUGUGCAAACAGAUUUGAAGAAUGGGGCAAAAACGAGUCGGGGUGCGCCGUGCCGGAGUUCGCCGGAAACCCACCCAUGACAUGGAAGUGGGUGGUGGGUCCCAUGUUCCUUUACGUGUGCGAGAGGCUGGUGCGCAUCUAUAGAUCUCAUCAGAAAGUGGUCAUCACCAAGGUGGUGAUGCAUCCCUCCAAAACUCUGGAGCUGCAGAUGAAGAAAAAAGGCUUUCACAUGGAGGUGGGGCAGUACGUCUUCAUCCAAUGUCCUUCCAUCUCCCGGCUGGAGUGGCACCCCUUCACCCUGACGUCAGCCCCAGAGGAGGACUACUUCACCGUGCACGUCCGCAUCGUUGGGGACUGGACCCAGGCCCUGUACGAGGCGUGUGGAGGGAACAAGUCAGAACUUCAGGAGGCUUGGAAACUACCCAAGGUGGCCAUCGACGGCCCGUUUGGUACUGCCAGCGAGGACGUGUUUGGUUAUGAGGUCGUGAUGUUGGUGGGCGCGGGGAUCGGGGUCACUCCGUUUGCCUCCAUCCUCAAAUCCGUGUGGUACAAGCACAUCCAGAACAACGAGGGGGUCUUCACUAAGAAGAUCUACUUCUACUGGUUGUGUCCGGAGACAGAAGCCUUUGAGUGGUUUGCAGACCUCCUUCAGUCUUUGGAGCGUCAGAUGACGGAAAGAGAUAUGGCGGACUUCCUCAGCUACAACAUCUACCUCACCCGCUGGAAGGAGACAGAGGCGGCUCAUUUCCGUGUCCAUCACGAAGCUGAAAACGAUCCAAUCACCGGACUUAAACAGAAGACUCUUUAUGGGAAACCAAAUUGGGACAACGAGUUCACCACCAUUGCAUCGGCGCACCCGGGGACCAAAGUGGGCGUCUUCCUCUGCGGUCCUCAAAUGUUGGGCAAGUCUUUGGAGAAGCAGUGUAUUUCUCACACAGAGGCUGGCGUCAAGUUCAUCUUCAACAAAGAAAACUUCUAAAGGCGGCAGAGGGGACAACCUGGUGUGGCAGCUCUUCAUCACCAAACCAGAGCUCCUCCUCGCCUCUCACCGUUGUAUUAGCAAUGGUUGUUCCUUCAAAAGAGUGAUGGGAAAUAACCCCGCUCGGGCUUCAUGUUUCUUCUUUAUCGCCUGUGUAGCAACAGUUGGUUUCCUAACAAUGAAUUCUCCUUUUUUUCUCUUUUUAAAUGACACUUCUCUCUGUUUGUGGUUGGCACUGUUGUGCAAAAAGGGUGAGAAAUCUUGCAUUAGAGAAGUGGAGGACUUCCAGUUUGUAUUUGUGGUUUAAAAAAAAAAAAAAAAGUGUGGUGCCCACCCACAGACACAGCGAAACUAAACGACUCAUUUCAGUGGUUUAAACCCCAAAGUCUCUAAAACUGAGGAUUUUUUUUUCAUCUUUUUCUGUAUAUUUUCAAACCAAACAGCAGUUUAUGAGAAAUAAUAAAUACUGGAAUCAAUAAAAAAGAUCCAGAUGCUUGUA